Molecule: messenger RNA, 1453 nt
Organism: Nanorana parkeri
Lineage: Eukaryota; Metazoa; Chordata; Amphibia; Anura; Dicroglossidae
Gene: TIPRL
Product: TOR signaling pathway regulator
Exons: 2
Coding region: 88-912 (274 amino acids)
Biological process (GO): TOR signaling
Cellular component (GO): cytosol
Source: RefSeq, a predicted model, not a curated record
CUCAGUGAUUGGCUGGUUUGUGGCUGGCGUGGGUAAUGUGUUGGGGAAAGAGGACGGCGCCUUGCUUGAAUUUAAUUGGUGCUAACUAUGAUGAUUCACGGUUUUAAAAGCAGUAAUCAAGACUUUAACUUUGGACCAUGGAAGGUCACUGCUAUCAAGACACAUAUUAUGAAGUCAGCUGAUGUGGAAAAACUGGCUGAAGAAAUGCACAUGCCGUGUCUUCCUGAGAUGAUGUUUGGAGACAAUGUCCUCAGAAUCCAGCACUCCUCUGGUUUUGGUAUAGAAUUCAAUGCUAAAGAUGCUCUCAGAAGAGUGAAUAAGAAGGAGGGUGCUCUAAGGGUAGCUUGUGCUGAAGAGUGGCAAGAAAGCAGGUCAGAAAACGAUCAUAGCAAAGAAAUUGUAAAACCCUAUGAUUGGACUUACACAACUGACUAUAAAGGGACAUUGCUCGGUAAUGACCUAACAUUUAAUGUUAUUCCAACAACUGAACGAAUUAACACAGAAAAAUUGAAGACCAGAGAACAAAUUAUGUUCUUUGAGGAGGUUUUGUUGUUUGAAGAUGAGCUUCAUGAUCAUGGAGUGUCUGGCUUGAGCGUUAAAAUCAGAGUCAUGCCUUCCAGUUUUUUCCUUCUUCUUAGAUUCUUCCUGAGAGUGGAUGGUGUUCUUAUGCGGAUGAAUGAUACACGACUUUAUUAUGAAAGUGACAAAAUGUACAUGCUGAGAGAAUACACCUCCAAGGAGAGCAAAGUCAGCGACCUAAGUCAUGUACCCCCUCCUCUUUUCACAGAGCCUAAUGAGAUCUCUCAAUAUUUGCCUGUGACGGAAACAGUUUAUGAAAAGUUAGAGUUCCCAUUUAUACCGCAGGAAGAGACAAGUGACUCUCCUAAUUCAACACAUACCCAAGCACCAUAAAUUCUUUGUAGAGUAAAGCUGAUCUGAAGUGAACACCAAAAAAAGUAAUUGUGAAUAGGAAGAAAUGUUGAUUCCAUUUCAUCAAAGCACAAUUGUAGUCCCAUAGAGAUUCCAAUUGUUUACAAGUGAUUCUGCAAUACAAGAUGCCUUAGUAUGUCACCAUAUAUUUUCAUUGUAGGCCAUUUUUAGAGAGUUUCCAUACUAAAAAUGUGUACAGUUCAUAGAAAAUAACUGGUGAUGGUGGUGGAAGAUGCCUGCUUACUAGUGACUUCACUUAAUGGUCAAGUGUCCAGACACCUGAGGUUUUAUCUGUAUGUGUAUAAUCUUUUCAGGUUUUUUUUUUAACUUUUGCAUAUGAAAUCAGCCACGUAUACUGCAUUCACAUAUCCCUUCAUAUAGAUAACCUGUGCUAGAGCUUUUCAAUGAAUGGCAGAAACCUUUGCAUGCUAUUUAGUAAACAUUGUCCACCCAAAAUGUAUUUCUGUGAUCUUGAAAUUGUUUACUCAGUGGACUGAAAUUAAAUGUUAAACAUUUUAUUUGC